Messenger RNA from Limulus polyphemus (Atlantic horseshoe crab), 2043 nucleotides. RefSeq names its product snRNA-activating protein complex subunit 1-like. Gene Ontology annotation, biological process: snRNA transcription by RNA polymerase III; snRNA transcription by RNA polymerase II. The record is from RefSeq and is a predicted model, not a curated record. Lineage: Eukaryota; Metazoa; Arthropoda; Merostomata; Xiphosura; Limulidae. Gene Ontology annotation, cellular component: snRNA-activating protein complex. The transcript has 9 exons. Gene Ontology annotation, molecular function: sequence-specific DNA binding. The coding region runs from base 113 to 1021 and encodes 302 amino acids.
GUAAAAUCAGUGUUAUGGCGCAGUUGAUAUUAUUCUCUAAACAAAACUUCAGGUUCAUUUUAGAUUAUUACUGUUUUUGAGGUUGUUUGUUUCAAUUGUGUGUGUUGUCAAAAUGCCAAAUCAGGGGAAAAACUUUGCAGCUGGUGUUCAAACAGAUGUUGAUACACUGAUGAAGAAGUUUGUGGGAAAAAAAAGCAUUCGAUAUGAGGAAUUUGCAAAAAUUUGGAGAGAUAUGAAAUUUUCUCUAAUAUUCUUGUUGAAAGAUAAUGAAAGGGAACUGUUAUUGUUCACACAUGAGUGCUUCAAGAUUGCUAUGAAUUUGUGGACAAUAAACCAUAGCUUCCAGGAACAAGUGACUGGCCUUUACUUGUUGUAUGGUUUUUAUGUAAAACAACCAUUAAAUCCACCUGUCAAGAUUAGAAUCACAUUAGAACAGUGGAAACAGUUACAAGAAAUUUUCAGUAUUGCAACUCGUGAACAUCACUUGGAUAUCUGUUUCAUCUUUCGUCGCCUGCAGCUUAUGAAUGCUUUUCACUUUGUAGCCACUCCAACCAUGAUGGGUCCUAAGUCUUCUCUGAGACUUAAUGGAAUUUCAGAAGUGCAGGAAACAAGCCGUUUGGAUGAUGUUAUGAUGCCUCUACAGGAAUUAAAAAAUUGUGGACAUUUGGAACAACUUCAGGCCAUUCAUGAACACUAUACAAAAAUGAAGGAAGCACAAAGCAUUGAUAGUGUUCAGACAUUAAACAUCGUGUCUGGUGAUGUUUAUGAAGAAAUAAACGAAAAAAUAAAACAGUUUCAAGAGAGGUAUAAGCAUCCCAACCAGGAUUCAAUCUUUGAUGAAGGUGAUAUUAAUGAAGAAGAUGAAGGAGAGGAAAGUGUAGGAACUCGUCGAGCACGUCUAAGAGCUCAACAAUUUUCUUCAGUAGCAACUGUAUCUCAGUCACGUCGUCAUCGUCCAGUUCAGAAAGAUGAUAGUUCUGGCUCCGAUAAAUCUCCAUCAAAGAAGAAAAAGCAGCAAUAACUGUUCAGUGUGCAGAAAUACUCAUUUCAUAGUUGAUAGGACAGUGAAAACAAAAAAAAAGACUGAAACAUACAAUUUUUAUUUUGAGACUACAAAUGGAGUUUUUUCCUGCAGUUUUCUGGCCAUAAAUGGUCAAGGAUAACUUGUUAUUUUGGAUUAAUAUUUGUUUUAUUCAGUAUAUUUGUGUCCAAUACACUGAUACAUCAUUCUUAACAGAAAUAUAGUCUCUUGCCACCACAUAUCAAAAAUCAGUACAGUGGGACCAGAAUUAUAACUUAAUAUGUUUGCUAGUAUUUUGAAAUUCUACUGUACUUAAUGACCUUAAUAUGAGUAAACUUUGAUUUAAGGUUAAAGAAAUAUCAUGUAACACUAAUCCUUCUUUCACACAUGACAGUAAUUUAAGAAGUUAAAUAUAAACAAUAAGUGACAUGAUUCCAAAAAUAUACAAUUCUGUCAAAAUCACAGUUUUAUGGUAAUUACAAAGGAACUUCAUUUUAACCAAACGAUUGAGUUUCAAGCUAAGAAAUAAAUAGACUGCACAGGUAAUAUGAAGUGUAGUACACUAUUUAUUUAUGUGGAAAAUAUCUGGUUGUCUUCUUAUAAUAUACAAAGGUUGUAUUCUACAGAUAUCAUCUACUUGGCCAAUAAAGGACUGCUAUCGAUGACUUAUCCUCCACAAUGUCCGAACAACAAAGAAAUAAAGUUAAGUUGAACAAAAAUAAUUCAACAGUUUUUGGAGAACUUUUUAUACAAUACUGCAUAGAAACAGAUUAAAGGAAAAUAUUUUUUAAAAUCGGUAUUAAUAAAAUCAAGUAGUAAACGUAUGAUAUUCCUGCAUAUCACAUCUGUAAUGAUGCUGAAAUUAUAAACUUGUAUUUACACUUAUUACUGACUUGCUCCCCUUUCCAAGUGGCUCAGUGAUGAGUUUGAGGUCUUAUAACACCAAAAGUUUGGUUUCAGUGCUCAAUUUUGGCAGAGCACAGUUAGCCCAUUGUGUAGCUUUGCACUUAACAACAAACAAA